Molecule: messenger RNA, 1550 nt
Organism: Sitodiplosis mosellana (orange wheat blossom midge)
Lineage: Eukaryota; Metazoa; Arthropoda; Insecta; Diptera; Cecidomyiidae
Product: protein argonaute-2-like
Molecular function (GO): protein binding; RNA binding
Source: RefSeq, a predicted model, not a curated record
CAUUUGCCCUGUCUUCAAGUGGGCCAAGAACACAAGCAUACCUACUUGCCACUGGAAGUAUGCAACAUUGUUGCUGGGCAACGUUGCAUCAAAAAACUAACGGAUAUGCAAACGUCAACAAUGAUCAAAGCCACUGCACGUUCAGCUCCCGACAGAGAACGGGAAAUCACCAAUUUAGUACAUCGAGCUGAUUUCAACAAUGACGCCUAUGUACAAGAAUUCGGAUUGACCAUUUCCAACAGUAUGAUGGAAGUACGCGGUCGUGUUCGUCCUCCACCAAAACUCGGCCGAGUGUCGUCGAUCAGCGGGCAACCAUUAUUUCCUCCACAGAACAAAGUUAGCCUUGCAUCUCCCAACCAAGGUGUUUGGGAUAUGCGUGGCAAACAAUUUUUCACUGGUGUCGAAAUUCGCGUCUGGGCUAUUGCUUGUUUCGCACCACAACGUACUGUACGAGAGGAUUCGCUGCGCAACUUUACCCAACAGCUACAGAAAAUAUCCAACGAUGCUGGCAUGCCAAUCAUAGGCCAGCCAUGCUUCUGCAAAUAUGCCACCGGACCUGACCAAGUUGAACCCAUGUUCAGAUACUUAAAGAAUAGCUUUAAUGCACUACAACUUGUUGUAGUUGUACUUCCUGGAAAGACACCUGUUUACGCUGAAGUUAAGCGAGUUGGUGACACUGUUUUGGGAAUGGCCACACAAUGUGUCCAAGCGAAAAAUGUCAACAAAAUAUCGCCACAAACACUAUCCAAUUUAUGCUUAAAGAUCAACGUUAAACUGGGCGGCAUCAAUUCCAUCUUAGUACCAUCCAUACGACCAAAAGUAUUCAAUGAGCCAGUCAUAUUCCUUGGAGCUGAUGUGACCCAUCCACCAGCUGGUGACAAUAAAAAACCAUCUAUUGCUGCCGUUGUUGGCUCCAUGGAUGGUCAUCCAUCACGAUACUCGGCCACCGUCCGUGUUCAGCAGCAUCGACAAGAGAUUAUUCAAGAGCUUAGCAGCAUGGUACGUGAGCUCUUGAUAAUGUUCUACAAAUCCACCGGUGGCUAUAAGCCACACCGAAUCAUUUUGUAUCGUGACGGCGUCUCUGAAGGUCAAUUCCCACAUGUGCUGCAACACGAAUUGACCGCAUUGCGGGAAGCCUGCAUCAAAUUGGAAGCUGAUUAUAAACCGGGAAUUACAUUUAUCGUUGUUCAGAAGCGACAUCAUGCGCGUCUAUUCUUACAAAUAAAUCGUAUUUACUUAGAGUAUAAAUAGAAACAAAAACAAGCAAAAAAAAAAAUGAAAACACAAAUUCACUGAAACCAAAACUGAUAAGAGACAUUAUUUAGUUUGAAUUAGCAGCAGCAGCAUCGCCGCAACUAAUGCAAUUAGAACGAUCUUAUGAAUUUUAGCUCGCGCGGUCGAACCACACAUACCCUCCCUCUCGUUUCAACGUAAUUUAUUAAUUUAUCACAAUCAAGAGGCACAGAGAUAAGUAAGCAUGCAUACGGACCACAGUUAUGCCACCAAAAAAAAGAGAAACAAAUGAAAGAAACAGAUAGGAGCACAUCUCA